Molecule: messenger RNA, 3995 nt
Organism: Notolabrus celidotus (New Zealand spotty)
Lineage: Eukaryota; Metazoa; Chordata; Actinopteri; Labriformes; Labridae
Gene: slc19a2
Product: solute carrier family 19 member 2
Exons: 6
Coding region: 71-1510 (479 amino acids)
Biological process (GO): transmembrane transport; vitamin transport
Cellular component (GO): plasma membrane
Molecular function (GO): vitamin transmembrane transporter activity
Source: RefSeq, a predicted model, not a curated record
AGAAGACGGAGCAGUGUGCCUGCAGCCAGCAGAGUGUGGAGGUCACACCGCCGCGGUGUGUGGACCCAGCAUGUCUCUCCUCUACCCCACUCUGCUGCUCUGUGUGUACGGGUUCUUCUCCAACCUGAGGCCGUCGGAACCGUUCCUCACGGCCUACCUGAUGGGCCCGGACAAGAACCUGACGGAGACCCAGGUUGUGAAUGAGAUCUUUCCCAUAUGGACGUACUCCUACCUGGCGUUGCUGUUCCCAAUCUUCCUGGCCACAGACUACCUCUGCUACAAACCUGUUCUGGUCCUGCAGGCCACCAGUUUAGUAGUGACAUACGCGAUGCUCCUGAAGGUGCAGGGCAUGCUCGCCAUGCAACUCCUGGAGUUCUUCUUCGGCUUAGCUACGGCGUCAGAGAUCGCCUACUACUCCUACAUCUACAGCGUGGUGGAGCCGUCGCACUACCAGAGAGUGACAGGCUACUGCCGCUCUGUGACUCUGUUCGGGUCAGCUGCAGGAUCCCUCACCGGUCAGCUGCUCCUCUCCGCCGCCAAAGUCCAGCUCCUUCACCUUGUCAUCAUCACUCUGGCGUCGGCCGCUGUGGCCUUCGUCGCUCCCUGGUUUCUUCCCAUGCCAAAGAGGAGCCUGUUCUUCCAUAAGAGUCCAGGAUCAGAGGAGGAGCGGACGAGGAGGAGCAGCGCCGCUCUGACGGAGAAGGCUGAAGACGAGGAGAGUAAAGUGCCUCUGAACGACCAGGACGAGUCCACGGUGAGUUACCAGACGUUCCCCUCAUCUGACCCGGGACCUCACAGGAAAGGUCUCGUGGACGUGCUGCGGUUGUUGUUCGAGGACUUCCUGAAGUGCUACAGCUGCCGCCCCCUGCUGGCCUGGUCCCUGUGGUGGGCUCUGGCCACCUGCGGAUACUUCCAGGUCAUCAACUACGCUCAGCCGCUGUGGGAGAAAGUCCGUCCGUCGCAGGAUUAUGAGAUCUACAACGGAUACGUGGAGACUCUGUCCACGCUGCUGGGGGCUCUGGCGGCUCUGCUGGUGGGUUACCUCCCCGUGUCCUGGUCCAUGUGGGGGGAGCUGGCUCUGUGCCUGCUCUCUCUGCUGAUGGCCGUGUGUGUGUUCAUCAUGGACAUGCUGAAAAACAUCUGGCUGUGUUACGGCUCGUACGUGGUCUUCAGAGCCACGUACAUGCUGCUCAUCACCGUGGCAACGUUUCAGAUCGCUGCCAGUCUCAACAUGCAGCGCUACGCAUUGGUGUUCGGAGUGAACACCUUCAUGGCUCUGCUGCUGCAGACGCUGCUCACGCUGGUCGUGGUGGACUCAGCCGGGCUCGGCCUCGACGUCUUCACCCAGUUCUUCAUCUACGGCGGAUACUUCACCCUCAUCUCUGUGAUCUUCCUCCUCGCCGGGUUCUGCAAACUGGCUUCCAGGAGGCGCUCUGAGGAGGAGGUCCUUGCUAACGGCUCGGCACAAACAGGGUCUGACUCUGCUCCAGUCAGUGACGCCAGCUCAUAGCACUUAGAUGUUUCUGUAUAAGCUGUUCAGGUAGUUAAGCUGCAGAGGUGAGUGAGCAAACGGUUCUCAAAGUCUCAGUAGAAAGUGGAACUUUAAUAAGUAGAGGCUGUGGUAGAGCUGCUUCUAACUCUUCAUCACAAACAUUUCCAGACGACUCAUUUCUCAGCGUUUCAAAUCAUGUAACCGCCUUUCCAGCUUAAUCGUAAAACCACAAACACGAUCUCAGUCCGUUGACGAAGCUGAAGGUCGAGGUAGCUCAGCUGGCAGCCAACGAAACCAAGCGGCACAGUCGCUGCUUUGUUCUGUGUUUUAUUGGGUUUAAUCUGUCUGUCGGUCUGUGUUUGUUUUAAAACAGAGGAGACUUCUGAGAGGGAUUUAACUCCAUGAAGAAACAAACACAUGAAUCCAACACUCUGAUAGAAUCAAGGUCACAAAUGAAAGAGAGCAGCUCAGCUCGCAGCCCCUCCACCACUAAGUGUUGGAAGAACACUUGUUUUAAAACUUGAAACAACUUUGUAUAAAACUGAAGAUACCACAAGUCUACAAGCAGCAGCUCAUCUCACAGCCCCUCUGAUUUUAAGGAUUCAGCUGCUUUAUUCAGCCUUUGUCCUGAUUAAAUGUCAAACUUCUUCCUUUAGUGUUUUAACCCCGUUAAUCCUCUGAGUCUCAAUGUGUUGGACGAGAGGAGACCUCUGUUUUAACACUCUGUUUUUAGUUUACAGCUGAUCCAUGCAGCAUUAAAAGCCCACGCUGCUGCUCACAAUCACAAUCGUACUACUGUACAGAAUUAAGUUUCUGUCCUUUGCCUUAGAACACUACAAGAUCACUUUAUUAGCAGCUUUCUCGUGUUGUUGUCACCAGCCAAAAAGAUAUGACUCUAUUUUUGUAUUUAUUGUUUCCUCCUGUUGUUGUGUGUUGUGUUGGUACUUGUGCCUGUCUUUUUGUAACCAACAUCAACGUAGAAGCUUGAAAUGUUGUCAUAUCACAUGGAGCUCAUGUCAGAGAUCAUCUCUGUGCAAGAUGCUCUUCACUCCUCGAUAAUCUGUGACUUGAAUUUUUAAAAAGUGCCUCAAAAGGUCAAAAAUACUCACUGCUAUGGAGACCCUGAAGGGACACGGAGAAGGGACUUUCUUUAGGAGACUUUUUGAGACCCCAAGAUCCUGAGAGGUUUUUCAAGAUCUCAACAAACUGUAGGGAGAUUAUCAAGGAACAUUUGCAAGACUCAAGAAAGACCCUAAUAAAUGUUUUCAAGAUCCCAACAAACCUAUCCAAGAAUUCCAAAAAACCUCUUGCAAGAUCCUGAGUAACAUUUCAAGAUCUUGAAGAACUUUUGCAAGAAUUCAGAAUUUUUUUGCAUGAACUAAAAUAUAUUUUUUGGGACCCUCAGAAACUUUCUCAAGAAUUCAAGACUUUGUCAAGAUCCCAACUGACCUAUGCAAGACUCCAAAAGCUCUUGCAAGACCCUUGAAAACUUUUUCAACUGGUAGGAAACCCCCCAGAAAUGUUGGAUGAAAUCUUGCAGAACUUUUGCAAGAACCUGAGAAUCCUAAGUCCAAAACUCUUGCAAGAAUCCCCCCCCUGCAAACUUUUUUCAGGCUCCAGAGAAACUUUUGAGAAGUUUGCAGAAACUCUCUCUAGACCCCAGGAAACUUUUUUAAAAACCCUGAAGAAAUUGAAGUGAUUGAAGGUCCUGAGAAACUUGUACCGGGUCUUCCAAAUGUUCUUCAUUCAGGUGAAAGCUUAGGUCAACGGGGAGCAGCGACCUGAUUUCAUCGGUCAGUCUUUGAGCUGGACCCUCUUACAUUUCUGAGGAUCCUGAGAAAGUUGCUCCAUGUCCGUUCAGGGUCCAAACACUGCUGCUUUCCCUCACAUCAUCCCUGAAGUGUGUCAGGGAUUUAAAGAGGCACUCAUCAUUGGUUCGGUUAUCAACAGAGACAGAACUUCACCAGAAACAAGUUUUAAUGCUUAGAAAUGAUGACCAAAUGAUUAUUUUCAUCCAUGAAUGUUUGCAAACACCUGCAGUGCAAAAAAGUCUUCCAAGAGAUGGGACUGAAUGUGUGUGUGACUGUGUGAGUGAGUGUGUGUGUGUGUGUUGAUUCCUGCGCUGGCCAAACGUCACACACUGUAAACACUAAUCAUGUUAGACGCACAGACGAGUUUUCACUUCUGAACACUUCAGCCUUUAAUGUUUUUAACCUCAUGAGCUUAGUCCUCAUCAUCGGCUCUGUAACUUUAGCUCUUACAAAUCAAACUGUAUUAGUCGUGCUGUACAAUCACAAAAACAGAGCACACACUGGUUGUGUUUGGGAGUUCUGAAAUGUGAGUAUUUUUAUUUGACAGAUUUCCGUUAAACUCUUUUGACUCUUUUUUUUUUAGACCUGAUCUGAUCUGAUGUGUGUGUGUGUUACCUGUGAGAGCUGUAAAGGUGUGAUGUUGGGAUGUUUUAUAAACACAUGACUGAGUAAAGGUUUCUGUUACUUUUGCA